CCAACAUCUCUUCAUCUCGUUUGCAUUCCUUUGGUCGUUUUGCAAGAGCUGCAAUGGAGGCCCCCAAAUGGUCGUUUCUCGCCGCGGCGAUCGCGGCAGCAUUGCUGCUGUCACCCCUCGCAGUGAUCGGGGAGGAGGAUGGAGCGGCGGCGACGAAGCCGACGGUGGUGAAGAUGGUGAAGGGGAAGAAAGUGUGCAGCAAGGGGUGGGAGUGCAAAGGGCUCUCGGAGUACUGCUGCAACCACACCAUCUCCGACUACUUCCAGGCUUACCAGUUCGAGAACCUCUUCUCCAAGCGGAACUCCCCCGUGGCCCACGCGGCCGGCUUCUGGGACUACCACUCGUUCAUCACGGCGGCCGCGGAGUACCAGCCCCACGGGUUCGGGACCACCGGCGCAAAGCUCACGGGGAUGAAGGAGGUUGCCGCCUUCCUCGGCCACGUCGGGAGCAAAACGUCUUGUGGGUAUGGAGUGGCGACGGGAGGGCCAUUGGCGUGGGGGCUUUGCUACAACAAGGAGAUGAGCCCAAGCCAAUACUACUGCGACGAUUACUUCAAGUACACGUACCCUUGCAGUCCGGGGGCUGCUUACUACGGCCGGGGCGCUAUCCCCAUUUACUGGAACUACAACUACGGAAAAACGGGGGAGGCCCUGAAAGUGGACCUGCUGAACCACCCGGAGUACAUCGAGAACAACGCCACGCUGGCCUUCCAGGCGGCGAUAUGGCGGUGGAUGACGCCGGCCAAGAAGCACCAGCCCUCGGCCCACGACGUGUUUGUCGGCAACUGGAAGCCCACGCGGAACGACACCCUGGCCAAGCGGGUCCCUGGGUUCGGCGCCACCAUGAACCUCCUCUACGGGGAGGAGGUCUGUGGCAAAGGCGACGACGAGCACAUGAACAACAUGAUCUCCCACUACCAGUACUACCUCGACCUGAUGGGCGUCGGCCGUGAGGAGGCCGGGCCGCACGAGGUGGUCAGCUGCGGGGAGCAGGCCACCUUUGACCCGUCGUCAUCGUCAUCAUCAUCCUCGUCCUCGUCCUCGUCUUCCUGAGCUCCGGCAAGCGAUGGUGUUUUGUCAUUGUGUAGAAGUGUACAGGGAAUUAAUCAAGAGUCGGGGGGAGGAAAGAAUAAAUGAUGCAGCGAGAUUUUUGUAAUAGUGCCUCAAGUUUGGUGACCGAUUCGGAAUGUGUAUCCAAAGUUGUGAAUUUCCAAUA
Messenger RNA from Rhodamnia argentea, 1215 nucleotides. RefSeq names its product chitinase-like protein 2. Gene Ontology annotation, biological process: cell wall macromolecule catabolic process; carbohydrate metabolic process; chitin catabolic process. The coding region runs from base 54 to 1052 and encodes 332 amino acids. The record is from RefSeq and is a predicted model, not a curated record. Gene Ontology annotation, molecular function: chitinase activity. The transcript has 3 exons. NCBI's taxonomy places the organism in Eukaryota, Viridiplantae, Streptophyta, Magnoliopsida, Myrtales, Myrtaceae.